This is a messenger RNA of Colletotrichum acutatum, 1257 nucleotides long. RefSeq lists its product as uncharacterized. Bases 1 to 1257 code for a protein of 418 amino acids. Gene Ontology annotation, molecular function: FAD binding; monooxygenase activity. The transcript has 2 exons. The record is from RefSeq and is a predicted model, not a curated record. NCBI's taxonomy places the organism in Eukaryota, Fungi, Ascomycota, Sordariomycetes, Glomerellales, Glomerellaceae.
AUGCCCGCCGCCACAACCUCAACCCACGACAGCCUCGACGGCGUGGCCAUCAUCGGCGGCGGCAUCGCAGGCAUGGCCCUCGCCCUCGCCCUCAACGCGCACGCCAUCGCCGCCACAAUCUACGAGUCCCGCGACGCGGUGCCGCUGCCCCACCACGCCGGCGGCGGCAUGAUGCUCUGCCCCAACGCCCUGCGCAUCCUCGAGUCCCUGGGCGUCUACGAGCCGCUCCUGGAGAAGGCGUACAGCUUUGACUACGUCUACUACAAGGACCGCGACGAGAUCACAGUCGACCGGUACCCGCUCGGCGGUCAGGCAGAGUUUGGGUACGAUGCCGUGCGGAUUUUUCGGCAGGAGUUGAUUGAGAUUCUUGCGGGGGCGUGUCGGGCGCGCGGAGUGGAGGUGCGGUAUGGCAAGAGGUUCGUGAAAGUUGUUGGGGAGGAUGACCAAGGAGUGGAGUUUGAGUUCGCGGACGGGGAGAGAAGGAGGGCCGGGUUACUUGUCGGCGCGGACGGGAUCCACUCGCGGGUGCGGAGCAGCUAUGUCGCGCCGGAUGCGCAGCCCGGGUUUGUGGGGCUCGCGGCGCUGACGUACGCGGUGCCGACGGCGCAGCUGCGGGUUCCGGAAGACAAGGAGUACAAGUUCCCCGUCAGCGUGGCGAGCGGUAAUGGGGUGUUUGUGCUGGCGCCGCAGGGGCGGGACGGCGGGGAGAUGCUGGCGGGGACGCAGGUGCCGUUUGAUGCGGAGAAGGCGAGUCUGCCGCGGGAGGCGCUGAUGGCGGAUAAGGAGGCGCUCAAGGCGAGACUUAGGUUGAAUGAGGAGGCGUGGCCGGGCCUGGUGCGGUCUGCGCUCGAGGGGAUCCGGGACGAGACGAUGAAUGUGUGGCCGUUUUUCAUGCUGCCUGCGCUGGAGAGGUGGGCUUCGCAGGGUGGUGCGGGACGGGUGUUGGUGUUGGGGGAUGCGGCGCAUGCGAUUCCGCCUACGACGGGGCAGGGGGCUUCGAUGGCGUUGGAGGAUGCUGCUUCGCUUGCGCUGGUGGUGAAGAGGGUGAGGGAGAGUUCGGGGAAGAUUGGGGAGAGGCUGGGGCGGUUGGUUGGGUUGACCAAGAUGUUGAAUAAUAAGAGGCUUCCGAGCGAUGAGAUGGCCAAGUUGCCGCGGGAGGAGGUGUGGUUUGAGGAGGGUGAGGGGCAGAUGAGGUGGUUGUAUGUGCCUGAGAUUGAGCAGCAGGUUGAGGCGUGGGUGAAGGGCAAGUUGCAAUGA